UCCCUUCUCAUGCCUUUCGACGUAGCUUAGGAAUUUACUGCAAUUUUUCUCUUCUUUUUCCCCCCAAAUAAAUCUCCCCUGGUUGGCUGUUUUCUCUGCUACUUCGCUUGUUCGCUCCAAUCUCUCCUGUCCUCUGUCAUCCUCUCUUCUUCCUUGCAACACACAAUCAGAUGGAAAUGUCGUUGGCUGAUUGCUGGAGCUCUCCAGCUCCCUCCCCUAUUGGGUUUGAGGGCUACGAGAAGCGCCUGGAGAUCACAUUCUCUGAUGCUCCAGUCUUUGUGGACCCCUGCGGCCGUGGCCUUCGUGCCCUCUCUCGCGAGAAGAUCAACUCCUUCCUUGAUCUUGCACGGUGCACCAUCGUGUCCCAGCUCUCGAACAAGCAGUUCGACUCCUAUGUGCUGUCAGAGUCGAGCCUCUUUGUCUACUCCCACAAGGUUGUCAUCAAAACCUGUGGAACAACAAAGCUUCUGCUGUCGAUUCCUCGCAUCCUUGAGCUUGCUGAAGAGCUGUCGCUGCCUGUUUGUUCAGUGAGGUACUCUCGUGGGACGUUCAUCUUCCCUGGUGCACAGCCAGCGCCGCACCGCAGCUUCUCGGAAGAGGUAUCUGUGCUGAACGGCUUCUUUGGUGGCCUCAAGUCAGGUGGCAAUGCAUAUGUGAUGGGUGAUUCGUUCAGGCCCAAGAAGUUGUGGCAUGUCUACCAUGCCACUGAGAUGCCUGAGCAGCCCAUGGUCACACUUGAGAUGUGCAUGACUGGGCUGGACGCUAGGAAGGCUGCAGUGUUCUUCAAGAAUUCUGCUGACGGCGGCUGCUCCUCAGCAAAGGAGAUGACGAAGGUCUCGGGGAUCUCUGAUAUCAUCCCUGAGAUGGAGAUCUGCGACUUCGACUUCGACCCAUGCGGGUAUUCGAUGAACGGCAUCUGUGGCCCCGCAGCCUCCACGAUCCAUGUCACUCCAGAGGAAGGCUUCAGCUAUGCAAGCUAUGAAGCGAUGAACGUCAACCCUGGCUCCCUGGUUUACAGUGACCUGAUCAAGAGGGUCCUGUCAUGUUUCCGCCCCUCAGACUUCUCAGUGGCUGUCACCAUCUUCGGUGGGCAAGGCUUUGCCAAAUCAUGGGCCUCUGGUGCAGAGGUUGGUUCGUACAUGUGCGACGAUCUCGUCGAGCAGGAGCUUCCUGGUGGUGGCCUGCUGAUGUACCAGAGUUUCACUGCAGUUGCCCCUGGUGCCGAGUCGCCAAGGUCGACCUUGGACGGCUGGAACAGCGAUGGGAUGGAGUUUGACAAGGAGAUGUGCAUCGGCUGGGAAGUGGAGAAGAAGGCUGCCAAGAGGGGUCUCGUUGCCUGAGAGAAAUCUACCGUUCUUCACCUCGUUGCAACCUGAAGACAAGGUUUCAGAGAUGUCAUGUGUUGUUUUCCUUCUUUAGUGUUUUGCCUGCCCAAUAAGUGCUCUAGAUGGUCUGCUGCGUCUGCCAUAGUGAGCUAAAGUCAGGUAGCUAGUAUGAGUUUGUUUCUGUCGCCGAUGCUCUUGUGGGAGAAUGACAUUGUAACUCGACUAUCUUCAAAUCUUCAAUCAUAUAUCUUGAAUUUUGCA
Molecule: messenger RNA, 1586 nt
Organism: Lolium perenne
Lineage: Eukaryota; Viridiplantae; Streptophyta; Magnoliopsida; Poales; Poaceae
Product: S-adenosylmethionine decarboxylase proenzyme
Biological process (GO): spermine biosynthetic process; spermidine biosynthetic process
Cellular component (GO): cytosol
Molecular function (GO): adenosylmethionine decarboxylase activity
Source: RefSeq, a predicted model, not a curated record